Messenger RNA from Aspergillus wentii DTO 134E9, 870 nucleotides. Its product is annotated as fumarylacetoacetate hydrolase family protein. The record is from RefSeq and is a predicted model, not a curated record. Gene Ontology annotation, molecular function: catalytic activity. Lineage: Eukaryota; Fungi; Ascomycota; Eurotiomycetes; Eurotiales; Aspergillaceae. Bases 1 to 870 code for a protein of 289 amino acids. The transcript has 3 exons.
AUGGCUACAUUUUCCCGACUCGUCCGUUUCCUUGCCAAAGAUGGCCAAAUCUACUACGGUGAUGCCAUCCUCCCUGCCGGGGUCAGCGACAUUUCCAAAACUACCAAGGCCCUGGUGAUUCAGGGAGAUAUAUUUGGCCAGCAUCAAGUCACAGACCGGGUUGCUGAGGUGAAGAUGCUUCUUGCGCCUUUGGCGAGAGAAGAUAUUGGGACCGUCCGCGGCUUAGGAUUAAACUAUGAACAACAUGCGAAAGAAUCCAACCUUCCAACGCCAAAGUACCCAGUGCUUUUUUACAAACCCAUCACGUCUAUCUCGGGACCUACUGACGACAUUCCCGUUCCCCCCGUGGCCCAAGAAAGCGAGGGGCUGGAUUACGAGUGUGAGCUGGUUAUAGUAAUCGGCAAGGAAGCAAGAGAUGUCCCGGAAACCCGGGCUCUGGAUUACGUGCUUGGGUAUGCAGUAGGUGAUGAUGUAUCUCACCGGGAUUGGCAGAUCAAGCGUGGUGGGGGGCAAUGGGGUCUGGGAAAGAGUUUCGAUGGUUGGGCACCUUUCGGACCCGGUAUCGUGUCAUCAAAAUUGAUUUCUGAGCCGAAUGCUUUGGAAAUCUCGACAAGACUGAAUGGCAAGACUGUUCAGUCUUCUUCCACAAAGGACAUGAUCUUUGGUGUCGCCAAAACGGUGGCGUUUCUGUCCCAGGGAACCACCUUGUUGCCCGGCGACUUGAUCUUCACUGGAACUCCCCAAGGCGUUGGUAUGGGCCGAAAGCCUGCGCUUUGGCUCAAGGAUGGUGACUUGAUUGAGGUUUCUCUUGAGGGCGUGGGAUCGUGUGCCAACAGGGUUGUAUUUGACAAGUCAUCUUCCAAGCUCUAG